Messenger RNA from Malaclemys terrapin pileata, 1281 nucleotides. RefSeq names its product galectin-9-like. The record is from RefSeq and is a predicted model, not a curated record. The coding region runs from base 215 to 733 and encodes 172 amino acids. Gene Ontology annotation, molecular function: carbohydrate binding. The transcript has 7 exons. NCBI's taxonomy places the organism in Eukaryota, Metazoa, Chordata, Testudines, Emydidae.
CCUUCCCCACCUGUGCCCCCUCAGCUCCUGCCUUCACCCCCCGCCUGCCCCCCUUUCCCUGCCUCCCAGCCUGCCCCUCCCUCAGCCUGCGCCCCUUCCCCGCCGCCGCUUCUCGUGGCUCCGCCGCUCUCACUUUCAGUUUCUCUCCCACUUCUGCUAGCGCGGGGGAGAAACGCUCCGGCCGUCGGGGGUCGCGUCUGCUCCAGUCGCUCCCAUGGCCGACAGCGGGCAGCUGGCGCCCUAUUCCAAGCCGUCUCUCCCAUUUACUGGACCUAUUCUUGGCGGUCUUCGUGACGGAUUGAUGGUUAUCGUCAGUGGAACUGUUCAUCCUACAUGUGACAGCUUCAAGAUAGACUUUCAGUGUGGAUCCUGCCCAAGUCCUGACGUUGCUUUUCAUUUUAACCCACGAUUUGAAGAGGGUGGAUGUGUGGUUUGCAAUACUUGUGAAAGUCAGAAUUGGGGAAGAGAGGAGAGGAAAGAUGAAAUGCCUUUUUUAAAAGGUUACCCCUUUGAGAUUCGAGUUUUGGUAAAGCACGACUCAUUCCAGGUUGCUGUAAAUGGAAGGCACUUUGUGCAGUACAAGCACCGGAUUCCACUUUCCAAAGUGAACUGCCUUAGUGUGUCUGGGGGUGUGGACGUGGCAAUCAUCCGCUUCGAAGAUACUGCUCCCCCAGGUGCUUGGAGCGCUAGAGCAGCUGGGAUCUCAAAUGCUGCUUUCCCACCUGGAUUAUAGGAGCCGCAAACUUACAUUAUGAACAAACAGGAAAAGGAAGGCGAAGACAACUGAGUUAGCUGCAGAAGCCAAUAUUUUAAGUUUCUCAUGUUCACCUGGCUGACAUUAGUCAAUUUAAUUUUUGUGGGUUUUUUUUAAAUAUUUCAUUUAUCUAUUUUAGUUAAAAACAAUUUUAACACAAACAAACCUGAUUUUAAAAAGCUUGAAUGUUUAACUAAAUUCAAAAAUUCAUAUGCUUGUUUUGUUAAAAUAUUAUGUGUUUGCUCUUGAUGAAAAAAAUCCAGAAUACAUAACAUUGUUGUCUUAGUUAAAUAAAACAAUUUACAUGUCUGUCUGGUGAUGUUCUCCUCCUAAUACGGCAUGGCAAGAAAAUCCUCCAAAUAUUAAUGAUUAACCCGUUGAAUUGGAGAUAGUUCACCUCCUAGUGACUUCAUAAAUACCUGCUUCAAUUACCUUUGGUAAAUGAAAUAACCAACCAAUCAUUCAUUUUCUGAUAUAUAGCUGUAAAACUAAUCUGAAAAGUUUUCAAAAUAAAUCACUUAAAAAUG